CAAAAAGAAAAAAGAAAAAAGAAAGAGCAAAUGAGCAGGAUGAGUGGGAACGUGACCGAUUCGGUUAACGAAGCCUUGGAAGGUGCAGUCCAGGUUCUGAGAUUUCAACAUUCUUCAUUUCAUUUCAAUCUCUAAAAGAGAGAUUGAAACUUCAUUCCUAUACUCCGCAACAUGGCCUGCACUUGCUCCUCCUCUUCCCUUUUCACUCCUCUUCAACUCCGCCACCGUCCUCCGCCACCCCCACAUUUUCACCCUUUUCCAUCCAUUAAACUAAACCCUUCUCACUCCUUCCGCCUUUCCGCCCUUCCCCUCUUCUCACAACCCACCGGCGGCAACAACAACAACAACAACAGUAACAACAACAAUGAUGGUGGUGGUGGUGGUGGUGGUUGCUGGGGUUACCCAUUUGACUCAGAUGAGUCUUCCUCUCCAGGUUCCCGUCACACCCUUUUCCUUGCCUUGCUAUUCUCUUCCGUUACUUUUUGUUUCUGCCAACUCCUUUUCGCCAAUUUCGCAAUGGCGAAUAACCGUUCAUCUUCUACAUCGUCUUCCAUUGAGGAUGAAAUUUUGACUCAACCCCUUUGGGAAGUGAAAGGUGGAAACUUGAUCAAGCUUUUCCCUGAUCAUUUAAACGACAUCUUCAUUGCUUCAAAUCCAGGCUUGUUUUCUGAAUUAUCAUCCCUAAAACCUCCACAAGUUCCAAGCUUUCUGUACAACAAAUGCAGGGAAUUCUUGGUGAGGUUGAUGCUCCCGGAAGGUUUUCCAAACAGCGUGACAAGUGAUUAUUUGGAGUACUCAUUGUGGAGAGGAGUUCAAGGUGUUGCUUGUCAGGUUAGUGGAGUGUUGGCGACUCAAGCUUUGCUUUAUGCUGUUGGGUUGGGAAAAGGGGCUAUUCCAACUGCUGCUGCUAUCAAUUGGGUGCUUAAGGAUGGAAUUGGGUAUCUAAGUAAGAUUUUGUUGUCUGAUUUCGGUCGGCAUUUUGAUGUUAAUCCGAAAGGGUGGAGAUUGUUUGCUGAUCUUCUUGAAAAUACUGCUUUUGGCUUGGAGAUGUGUACUCCUGCUUUUCCUCAUUUGUUUGUACCUAUUGGUGCUUUUGCCGGUGCUUCUCGCUCUGCUGCUUCUUUGAUUCAGGCUUCUACCAGGAGCUGUUUCUUUGCUGGUUUUGCAGCUCAGAGGAAUUUUGCUGAGGUAAUUGCUAAAGGUGAAGUUCAAGGAAUGGCGAGCAGAUUUAUUGGUAUCGGGCUUGGUAUAGGUCUGGGUAACUGCAUAGGCUCUUCUACACCUCUUGUUCUUGCUUCUUUUUGCGUCGUGACUUGGAUCCACAUGUACUCCAAUCUAAAGUCUUACCAGUCCAUUCAAAUACGGACUUUAAAUCCUUAUCGUGCAAGUUUGGUUUUCAGUGAAUAUCUACUGAGUGGUCAGGCUCCUCCUGUUAAAGAGGUCAAUGCUGAGGAACCACUAUUUCCAGCUGUACCCAUAUUAAAUGCAUAUUUUGCAACCAAAGCACAACCAAUUGUCUUAUCAUCUGAAGCCAAGGCUGCAGCUGUAGAAAUUGAAAGCCGUCUGCAGCUUGGAUCAAAACUCAGUGAAAUUAUCAAGAAUAAGGAGGAAGUGCUUGCUCUCUUUUCACUUUAUAAAAAUGAAGGCUACCUUUUGUCCGAGCAUAUGGGAAAAUUCUGUGUGGUGCUUAAAGAAAAUUGUUCACAGCAGGAUAUGCUGAAGGCAUUGUUUCAGGUCAACUAUCUCUAUUGGCUAGAGAAGAAUGCAGGAAUUGAAGGAAGAGGAUCCCUUUAUGACUGCAAACCUGGUGGGAGGCUGCAGUUAUCUCUAGAUUAUGCAGAAAGGGAAUUCGAUCAUGCUAGAAAUGAUGGAGAGUCAGUUAGUUGGAUCACAGACGGACUUAUUGCAAGGCCUCUGCCUAAUAGAAUUCGACUGGGCAACACGGAGUGAGCUACUGAUAUGGUGAAUGGCUGGUGGUUUUUCGUACCCGGCCACUUGCUGCAUUGUUUUCAAGAGAAAUCAAGUUGUACUCAAAAUGUAUAGGUCCUAGACAUCUUUGACGACCGCAUUGAUUGGUACUUUCCCAUUGUUGUUGACAACCCAUUCCAUGAUGGCAGGUAGACAACUAUAAACUGUUGAAGCCACAAGGUGUGACUCAAACCACGAGCCAAAUUGCCAAUUCACAUACCUUUUGUCAAUGUCAGUGAAAGGACCGAACAUGCAUAAUUGGGAAAAAUAAUACAAAGAUUUUACGCCCAAGAGAUUGUAUCCAACACACAGUUUGACGUAGUUGUUUAUAGUUUGAGAUGUACGAUGAAACGUUAAACUUUGCUUGUUGCAGAACUAAAUUUGUAUAGAUUGCACAAAAUCUCACACAAGUGAUGUUAUUUGACCAAUA
This is a messenger RNA of Lathyrus oleraceus (garden pea), 2398 nucleotides long. Its product is annotated as protein root UVB sensitive 1, chloroplastic. The record is from RefSeq and is a predicted model, not a curated record. The coding region runs from base 172 to 1950 and encodes 592 amino acids. Gene Ontology annotation, cellular component: chloroplast envelope. The transcript has 6 exons. NCBI's taxonomy places the organism in Eukaryota, Viridiplantae, Streptophyta, Magnoliopsida, Fabales, Fabaceae. Gene Ontology annotation, biological process: response to UV-B; developmental process.